AGCAAUGCGCGGGGCUUACGCGUGAGGUCUUGAGUGGCAGGAUCAGGUUCGUCGACGAAGCGCCGGGUAUAACGCUUUCAAGAACAACAAAUGAAUCGGGAAAAAUUAUGAAAUUAGAAAUACUUCGUUAUGGCCACGGUGAGAUCGCUUUUCAUGGAAGUCAACGUCAAGCAAUUCACUAUAUCAAGAACGUGCAGUGGUAUGAUAAUGAUUGUGAGCGUGGUUGUGGAGCAGUAGGUGGUAGUACUAGUAGAAAUUGAAAUCUCGCGGCUACUCUGUAGGAGUACUAGCAAUCUCGCUACUCCCUCCUAUGAAGGUUAACGUUCAUGCAAGAAGCGUAUGCAUGUGGUCCUCAUCCUCUUGAUGGCGCAAAUAUGAUUGUGAUCUUCGGAGGAAGUAUUUGCGAGCCCCCAGACCACAAGGAAAGCUACCCCGAGGCGUUACGGGACGUCAACUUUAGGGUGUAGAGUUCACUGAUAGUUUCGUCCGAUGUUGCAGCGCGUUCGCGGGCAUGAGGAGGAUCUCAUCCACGGUCCCGAAGCAGAGGGACUCCGGGAAGCACGAACCAACCGCUUGAUCGCGCUCAAUAUUUGCGACGAAAACGCCACGUGGAGCGACCUAAAGGAUUUUAUCACGUUAACAACCCAGGCGGCGCCGACGUACGUGAACAUAUACCAGGGAUACGACAAGAAAUGGGCCGUGCUGGAGUUCCAGACGCUGGAUCACGCGCGGCUCGCAAUCAAACUCGUGAACGGACAACUGUUUCGGGGGCACACCCUCUACCUGCGCCAGGACCGAGAAGACCGAGCACUCGAGGCCUGUUGCAACCGGUGCUGUGCGCCACGAAACAACGCCGUCGUCGGGGAGUGGUGGGGUUCAAACUGGUUUUGCAGCAGCUGCACAAGUACUACAACUACUACUACUUUUCUGCUUUUGUAAAAUUUCGAUGGCUGUGGCUUGUUUUGCGCUUCUUCUUGCGCCCUAGCGCUAGCUUGAAAUUUACUCAUGGGAGCCAUCUGGUGCUCCUGUUUUUUUGUGGUAAUUCUUCUUGUAGAUAGUACGCUACGGAACGGCGACGAUCGCAAAUGAUCGAAUGUUGAAGUGCAACAGUGACAAGACGACCCGAGAAAAGUUUAUUCCUAAGCACCCACAACACCCAUUUUCAUUCACAGUUCCGGACGAUCUGCAUGACCUUCCCCUGAUCGACACGCACGCGCAUGUGGAGUUCAUUUUGGAUGGCCGACGAGGCUGCGACGUGCCGGAUGAUGAAUUGCGCGAGUCCCUGUUUGGCCUUGCUUUGCGUGGCCCCUUCGCGGUGAUCACGUCCUGCUGCGACGCAGCGGCCAUUGAGGACACGGUGCGCCUCGUGAAGCUGGGAGCUGGCCACAUCUACUGCACCUUCGGCGCACAUCCCAAGCGGGCUCUUUGGGAAUGGGACGCGGAUUUGGUGACCCUGUUUCAGGACGCGAUGCGGCGGUGCGGCAGCCAGGUAGUCGCUUGGGGGGAGUGCGGUCUGGACUACUCCGGUUACGGACCACUCGACGAGCCGUCUGGGAGAAUGGGCGAAGAAUUCGAACUAGAACGGCAGCGACAGCAACAGAUUCUCAAGGAAAAUAUCGAGAUUGCAGUCGGCAUGGGGCUUCCCAUUCAGUUUCAUUCGCGCGACUGCGAGGCUGAUUUUGUAGAGUGCUUGCUCAAGUGGCUACCGCGAGCACAUCCUUUCCACUGGCACAGUGCCAUAGCUUCUCACACGGUAGUGGAAAUGAUCCUCGAAGAGUUUCCGAACGCGUACUACGGAGUCAGUGGCUACAUCGCGUUUCCGUACGCCGAGGAUUGGGAGCUGUUGAAUCAGAUGUCGGAAACGGAAGGGGCAAAGGCGCGCACCGGGCCUUGUCUGCCGGAGGUGGGGCGUUUCAGGACUGGACCGCCGAUGAAAAAUAAGGUCAACUUGGUCGACAUGGUCAAGCGGAUUCCGCUUGAUCGCAUUUUGCUGGAAACCGACGCACCUCAUUUCACAGUGAACACGGGUGGGCCGGCCGACGUGCUAGAAAUCGCCAGCAGCGUGGCAGUUGUCAAGGACCUCACACCGGAAGAGGUGCUUCGUGCGAACGAGAGAAAUGCGAAGCGCCUUUAUGGCAUAGAAGCGACAAAAAUUCCGGCUGGCCUUGUUCGGGAGACGGCAGUGCAGAAGCAGGAACGGCAGCCUGAUGCGAUUUUUCGCGGGAUCAGGACGUGGCAGCAGCGCCGCAAUUGCAAACCCUCACCGCCAAUGGAAAGCGGUUCUUUGUUGUCGCCGGGUACAAAGGAACAAACGCGAUUCCAAAGCGCCCUGCCUGCGCAGACCCAGGGGGAGGUGGACGCUCCAAACAAGCCCAUGAAUGAUGCAACCAAAAGUCUGCUCUCGAGGCCUGGCGCCGGCACCAACACACAAGCGCACUGCAAUUUUCCUUCCUCGACUGGAGGUGAUGGUAGUGCCGGAGUUUUUGAUCUGGGCGAGUGCUCUAUUAUUCCUGAACCGGUCCUAGCUGGUCCCCGCACUGCAUCUUCAGUUGGCUCGCCGGCUUCUCCUGUAGCAGCAAGCGAAUGCCCUCCUAUGUCGGAGAGGACCUGUAUUCCCUGAAAAUUAACCAUCCCCAUCCACUUUUUGCAUGACAAACACAUGAUUUUUAUGUAUGUUUUGCAUGACAAAUUGGAUGGGGAUGGUUAAUUUUCAGGGAAUAACCUGCAGCGAGAACCUCUUCAGUUUUCUCACCGAAGCAGCAAAAGUCGAGAGAAAGGAGAGACUCAGGGGAAAUCGGGCGAAAAAGUGGGGCACGGGACUCCAGCACGACGAGACGGUGUCCUUGUUGCCUGCUAGUACCACGACAAGCGUGAUUCAAGUGUAAGUGUCACAAGAAACCGCAUGCCUGUAGGCUCUUUCGAUUUCGUACCCGCUGCGCAAGUCGCGACCAAGAAGCCCAACCUUCGGUGAUUUCGAAACCCGAGGUGGGCAGCAGCACAUGUAUUCACCGUUGAUGUGCCGCAGAUUGUAACCUUUAUUUAUUUGAAAAUCGAUCCACCACAAAACGUGUUUGUAUCUCGACAUUCCGUGCGCUCACCACCAGUAGCAGCGUUUUAUCCCGACGCCGUUUUCAUACUUGAUUAAGGAAGCAGCACUCGACGGAUUGCUUGAAGGAAUUCUUCACUACUAAAUGCCCCAGCACACGACUAUCUGGCUAAGGAUCUAAACAAGGCAAGCACUCUUUGCUGUAACUGUACUAAACCGACAAGAUUUGUUCAAUUGCUCUCUGCGUCGCAAUUAUCGCGGCGCGCC
Messenger RNA from Amoebophrya sp. A120, 3313 nucleotides. The record is from the annotation of a GenBank genome assembly. Lineage: Eukaryota; Dinophyceae; Syndiniales; Amoebophryaceae.